Messenger RNA from Talaromyces atroroseus, 1392 nucleotides. RefSeq lists its product as hypothetical. NCBI's taxonomy places the organism in Eukaryota, Fungi, Ascomycota, Eurotiomycetes, Eurotiales, Trichocomaceae. The record is from RefSeq and is a predicted model, not a curated record. The transcript has 2 exons. Gene Ontology annotation, molecular function: DNA-binding transcription factor activity. The coding region runs from base 1 to 1392 and encodes 463 amino acids.
AUGAAUAUGGAUUCCCCAUUUUCUCUCUAUGACAACGACGACGAAACUAAAAUGAUGGCUCCCAUGGCCUCUCCCCCUCUGGAUACGAUCUAUCUAAGCCAUCCGCCUUUCGACGUGGAAUAUCCCUAUCAUCCCUGGAACUUGGAUCGGAAGAAACGUUUGGAACAUCACGUUCUACCACUUGAAAGGUGUGCCAAAGGAGUGCCAUAUUAUGUCCCAAAGCUUGAGUCAGGCUAUGGGAACACUACGUACCAUCUUUCAGGAGCCUUUGGAAAGGAUGCGGGUUUUUCCGGCGUUGUUUCCACUGAUUUCGACUAUCCAUCGCCGUUUCGAGUUGCUGCCGCUGAUCUAUCUUCCAUCUCGGAGACUGACCGUUCCCCAAGUCCCUUUGUUCAUUAUGGAUUCUCCAAUAUACAUGCCAUUGACGCUGAGAGUGCAAAUCCAAGCUUUUCUAGAGUCUGGAGUAGUGACGCAACUGGUUACGAGUCUGUCAUCCCACGAGAUGUUCAACAUGUUCAUGAUGUUGCCUAUCCGGAGCCGGAGAGUCCUGUGCAUCAGAAGGUGUCACAAAUAUACCCUUGUGCGAGCCUUUACCAAAACCAAGGCGAGACACUCAGCGACCUUGAAAUCAACGACGAUGUCGACGCCGACGGCGAGCCCGACGCUGCGUGUGACCACGACGUAGAUCCUGAAUCUACUCAACGAAUUUCGAAGAUGCCUAAGACAAAGAAAAUCUCUCGCAAUCACCAGAAGUCCACGGGGAGCUUAAACUCUGGUAUUCGCAAGCGCGGCCCAUCGCGUAAGACCGGGCAAAACUCCAAGAACAAGCCAUCGAGCUCGAAAGAUACCUCUACCGAUGGUCGCACAUAUGCCUGUAGUUUCAGAAUGUACGGGUGCGAAAGCACCUUUAGCUCCAAGAACGAAUGGAAGCGCCACUUCUCGUCCCAGCACCUGAAACUUAAUUUUUAUCGAUGCGAUCUUCCAGGCUGCAAGUCCCCUACCAAGGGGCCAAACGACUUUAACCGCAAGGACCUAUUCACCCAACAUUUGCGUCGAAUGCACGCCCCGUGGUCUGGCAAGGCGACUCCUACUAGUGAAGAAAAAGAAAAAUUCGACCGUGGGCUUGAGGAUAUCCACAAACGAUGCCUGCAGGAGCAACGACGCCCUCCGUCUCUAAGCCGUUGCACCGUUUGCGACCAACAUUUCGUGCACUGGCACGACCGCAUGGAACACAUGAGCAAACAUUAUGAAGAGGACCCUCAGUUCAAAGAGCUGGAGGACCCCGGCCUUGUGGAAUGGGCUCUCCAAGAGGGCAUUCUAUACAGGAAGGGCGUUUCCAACGAGUUCGUCUUGGCUGACAAACGUGAUCGUGGGAAUAAGUCGAUUUCUUAG